AUGAGCGAUGCAGAGAUGGAAGUUUUUGGGGUGGCGGCCCCGUAUCUGCGCAAAUCAGAGCGGGAGAGGAUCGCGGCGCAAAACAUGCCUUUUGACGCCAAAACAGCCAUUUUUGCCCCCGACCCCAAGCAUGAGUAUGUGCGGGGCAAAAUCAGAAACCAAGAUGGCUCCAACAUCACUGUGGAGACGGAGGAAGGAAAGCUCAUCAUGGCACACAUCGAUGACCUCCGCCCCAUGAACCCUCCAAAGUUUGAUAAGAUCGAGGACAUGGCGCUGCUGACACAUCUGCAUGAACCCGCCGUGCUCUUCAACCUCAAAGACCGAUACGUCGCCUGGAUGAUCUACACGUACUCCGGCCUCUUCUGUGUGACUGUGAAUCCUUAUAAGUGGCUUCCGGUGUACAACCCGGAGGUGGUGGCAGCGUACCGCGGGAAGAAACGUCAGGAGGCUCCUCCGCACAUCUUCUCCAUCUCUGACCACGCGUACCAGUACAUGCUCACAGAUCGAGAGAAUCAGUCCAUCCUGAUCACCGGAGAAUCCGGUGCCGGGAAAACCGUCAACACAAAGAGAGUCAUCCAGUAUUUUGCAACAAUUGCAUCAAUUGGAGACUCGAGCAAGAAAGAGCAGCUGCCCAGCAAAAUGCAGGGGACUCUGGAGGAUCAAAUCAUCCAGGCCAACCCGCUGCUGGAAGCUUUCGGGAACGCCAAGACCGUCAGGAACGACAACUCCUCCAGAUUUGGAAAAUUCAUCCGCAUCCACUUUGGAACAAAGGGGAAAUUGGCCUCAGCUGAUAUUGAAACAUACCUUUUGGAAAAAUCCAGAGUGACGUUCCAGCUGCCGGCAGAGAGAAGUUAUCACAUCUUCUAUCAGAUCUUGUCAAACAAGAAGCCUGAUUUAAUCGAAAUGAUGCUGAUAACCACAAACCCAUACGACUACCCGUUCAUCAGUCAGGGUGAGAUCACCGUGCUGAGCAUCAACGACACCGAGGAGCUGAUGGCCACCGACAGGGCGAUUGACAUCCUCGGCUUCAACGCGGAGGAGAAGGUCGGCAUCUACAAGCUGACCGGCGCCGUGAUGCAUUAUGGGAACAUGAAGUUCAAGCAGAAGCAGCGAGAGGAGCAGGCGGAGCCCGACGGCACCGAGGUGGCAGAUAAAGUGGCCUACCUGAUGGGUCUGAACUCUGCCGACCUGCUGAAGGCGCUCUGCUACCCCCGAGUGAAGGUCGGGAACGAGUACGUCACCAAAGGUCAAACGCCUCAGCAGGUGAACAACGCGAUGGGCGCGCUCUCUAAGGCGGUUUAUGAGAAGCUGUUUCUGUGGAUGGUCACCAGGAUCAACCAGCAGCUCGACACCAAACUGCCGAGACAGCAUUUUAUCGGCGUGCUGGAUAUCGCAGGAUUCGAGAUUUUUGAGAUGAACAGUCUGGAGCAGCUCUGCAUCAACUUCACCAACGAGAAGCUGCAACAGUUUUUCAACCACCACAUGUUCGUGUUGGAGCAAGAGGAGUACAAGAAGGAAGGCAUCGCCUGGGAGUUCAUCGACUUCGGCAUGGACCUGGCCGCCUGCAUCGAGCUCAUAGAAAAGCCGAUGGGCAUCUUCUCCAUCCUGGAGGAGGAGUGCAUGUUCCCGAAGGCCACCGACGGCUCCUUUAAGAACAAACUCUACGACCAGCACCUGGGCAAGAACAGCAUCUUCCAGAAGCCCAAGCUGUCCAAAGGGAAGGCCGAGGCUCACUUCUCGCUCAUGCACUACGCCGGCACGGUGGACUACAACAUCAGCGGCUGGCUGGAGAAGAACAAAGACCCUCUGAACGACACGGUGGUGCAGCUUUACCAGAAAGCCUCCCUGAAGCUGCUCUCUCAGCUGUUUGCCACAUACUCAACUGCUGACGGUCAGGGCACUUUAAAUCACAUAUUACAAAGCACCAAGAAGAAAGGAUCUUCUUUUCAGACGGUUUCUGCACUUUUCAGGGAAAACCUGAAUAAGCUGAUGGCCAACCUCCGCUCCACUCAUCCACACUUUGUCAGAUGCAUCAUCCCAAAUGAAACCAAGACUCCAGGCUCCAUGGAUCACCACCUGGUGCUGCACCAGCUGCGCUGUAACGGCGUGCUGGAAGGAAUCCGCAUCUGCAGGAAAGGAUUCCCCAGCAGGAUCCUCUACGGAGACUUCAAGCAGAGGUACAGGAUCCUGAACGCCAGUGCGAUCCCUGAGGGUCAGUUCAUCGACAGUAAGAAGGCGUCAGAGAAACUUCUGUCCUCCAUCGACGUGGAUCACGCUCAGUACAGAUUCGGAUACACGAAGGUGUUUUUUAAAGCGGGCCUGCUGGGUCUGCUGGAGGAGAUGAGGGACGAGCGUCUGGCUGUGCUGCUGACUCGAAUCCAGGCCGUUUCCAGAGGAUACGUCACCAGACAGAGACUGAAGGAGAUGCUGAAGAAAAGAGAGUCGAUUUUCGUCAUCCAGUACAACAUCCGCUCCUUCAUGAACGUGAAGAACUGGCCGUGGAUGCGUCUCUUCUUCAAGAUAAAGCCUCUGUUGCGCAGCGCAGAGGCCGAGAAGGAGAUGCAGAACAUGAAGGAGGAGUUUGCACGGCUCAAAGAGGAGCUGGCGAAGUCGGAGGGUCGGAGGAAGGAGCUGGAGGAGAAGAUGGUGAUGCUGGUCCAGGAGAAGAACGACCUUUACCUUCAGAUCCAGGCGGAGAGGGAGAACCUGUGCGAUGCCGAGGAGAGGUGUGAAGGUCUGAUAAAGAGCAAGAUUCACCUUGAGGCCAAAGUCAAAGAGUUCUCCGAGAGGAUGGAGGAGGAGGAGGAGAUCAACGCUGAGAUCACAGCCAAGAAGAGGAAGCUGGAGGACGAGUGCUCGGAGCUGAAGAGAGACAUCGAUGACCUCGAACUCACCAUCGCCAAAGUGGAGAAGGAGAAAUAUGCAACAGAGAAUAAAGUUAAGAACUUGGUCGAGGAGCUCACAACUCUGGAGGAGAAACUGCUGAAGUCUUCAAAGGAGAUCAGAAGUCUGCAGGAGGUUCACCAGCAGACGUUAGACGACCUGCAGGCUGAGGAGGACAAGGUGAACUCUCUGAUGAAGACCAAGAUCAAGCUGGAGCAACAGGUGGACGACCUGGAGGGCUCUCUGGAGCAGGAGAAGAAGGUGAACGCUGACUUGGAGAGAUCCAGAAGGAAACUGGAGGGGGACCUGAAGCUGUCUCAGGAGACCAUCAUGGACCUGGAGAAUGAAAGACAGCAAAUAGAAGAGAGGCUGAAGAAAAAGGAUUUUGAAAUAAUCAACCUGCAGUGCAAAAUUGAUGACGAGCAAGUUCUCAACACUCAGCUGCAAAAGAAGAUCAAAGAGCUUCAGGCUCGCAGCGAGGAGCUGGAGGAGGAGAUCGAGGCCGAGCGCUCUGCUCGGGCCAAAGUGGAGAAACAGAGGUGUGAACUGUCCCGAGAGCUGGAGGAGAUCAGCGAGCGGCUGGAGGAGGCCGGAGGAGCCACCGCCGCUCAGGCUGAGAUGAACAAGAAGCGCGAGGCCGAGUACCAGCGGCUGCGGCGAGACCUAGAGGAGUCGACGUUGCAGCACGAGUCCAUCGCCACCACGCUGCGCAAGAAGCAGGCAGACAGCGUCGCCGAGCUCAGCGAGCAGAUAGAAAACCUGCAGAGAGUCAAACAGAAGCUGGAGAAGGAGAAGAGCGAACUGAAGAUGGAGAUCGACGACAUGGCGAGCAACAUGCAGAGCGUUCUGAAGAGCAAGGCUAAUCUGGAGAAACUGUGCAGAAGCUUUGAAGACCAAAUGAACGAAUAUAAAACCAAAGCAGAUGAAGCUCAGAGGUCUCUGAGUGAUUACACGACGCUCUGUGCUCGCCAACAAACAGAAAAUGGUGAGCUGACGCGUCUGCUGGAGGAGAAAGAAAUCACUCUGUCUCAGCUGACCAGAGCAAAAUCUGCAGGGAGUCAACAGAUCGAAGAGCUGAAAAGACUUUUGGACGAAGACAUUAAGGCGAAGAGCGCCCUGGCUCACAGUCUGCAGUCGUCUCGCCACGACUGCGAGCUGCUCAGAGAGCAGUACGAGGAGGAGCAGGAGGCCAAGGCAGAGCUGCAGCGCUGCCUGUCCAAAGCCAACAGCGAGGUUGCUCAGUGGAGGACGAAAUACGAAACCGACGCCAUCCAACGCACCGAGGAGCUCGAGGAGGCCAAGAAGCGUCUGGCCCAGCGGCUUCAGGAGUCUGAGGAGAUGACAGAGGCCGCAAAUGUCAAGUGUGCAUCUCUGGAGAAAACCAAACACCGGCUGCAGGCGGAGGUGGAGGAUCUCAUGGUCGAGCUGGAGAGGUCAAACGCUGCAAACGCCACUUUGGAUAAGAAGCAGAGGAACUUUGACAAGGUUCUGGCUGAGUGUAAACAGAAAUAUGAGGAGAGUCAGUCAGAUCUGGAGGUUUCCCAGAGAGAGUCCAGAGUGCUCAGUACUGAACUCUUCAAGCUGAAAAACUCGUACGAAGAAGCUCUGGAUCAUCUGGAGACCAUGAAAAGAGACAAUAAAAACCUUCAGCAGGAGAUCACAGAAAUCACAGACCAACUUGGACAAUCUGCCAAAACCAUCCAUGAACUGGAGAAAGCUGCAAAACAAGCUGAACAGGAGAAGAGAGAAACCCAGGCAGCUCUAGAGGAAGUUGAGUCGUCACUGGAGCACGAAGAGGCCAAAAUCCUGCACCUCCAACUGGAGCUGAAUCAGAUCAAGGCAGAAGUGGACAGGAAGGUGGCGGAGAAAGACGAAGAACUGGAUCAGCUCAAGAGGAAUCACCAGAGGACCGUGGACACGCUGCAGAACUCGCUGGACGCCGAGACGCGCAGCAGGAACGACGCCGUCCGGACGAAGAAGAAGAUGGAGGGAGAUCUGAACGAGAUGGAGCUGCAGCUCGGGCACGCCAACCGCCAGGCGGCCGAGGCCACCAAACAGAUGAGGAACCUGCAGGCUCAGCUCAAGGACGUUCAGGUCCAUCUGGACGAGGCGUUGCACUGCCAGGAGGACUUUAAGGAACAGCUCGCCAUCACAGAGCGCCGCAACAACCUGAUGAUGGCCGAGAACGAGGAGAUCCGGGCGGCGCUGGAGCAGUCGGAGAGAAGCCGCAAGCUGGCAGAGCAGGAGCUGGUCGACGUCAGCGAGAGGAUCCAGCUGCUGCACUCUCAGAACUCCGGCAUCUUAAAUGCUAAAAAGAAGAUGGAGUCAGAUUUAGCUCAGCUGCAGUCAGAGAUGGAGGACACGGCUCAGGAGGCGAGGAACGCCGAUGAAAAGGCCAAAAAAGCCAUCAUGGAUGCUGCCAUGAUGGCCGAGGAGCUGAAGAAAGAGCAGGACACCUGUGCUCACCUGGAGAGGAUGAAGAAGAACCUGGAGGUGUCAGUGAAAGAUCUGCAGCAGCGUCUAGACGAAGCCGAGCAGAUAGCACUGAAGGGAGGAAAGAAAGAGCUCCAGAAACUGGAAAACAAGUUGCGUGAGCUGGAAAAUGAGCUGGAUUCAGAGCAGAAACGCAGCGCAGAGGCGAUGAAAGGUGUGCGGAAAUAUGAGAGGAAAAUUAAAGAGCUCACUUAUCAGGGUGAGGAGGAGAAGAAGAGCGUGGCGAGACUUCAGGAUUUAGUCAACAAACUGCAGCUGAAAGUCAAAGUGUAUAAGCGGCAGUGUGAGGAGGCGGAGGAACAAACCAGCAUCCAUCUGGCUAAAGCUCGCAAGGUGCAGCAUGAACUGGAGGAAGCCGAGGAACGAGCCGAUAUCGCAGAGUCGCAGCUGAAUAAAUUACGAGCAAAGAGCCGUGAUGUUGUCGGUAAAGGGGAAUAAAAAAAAUAAUAAUACACCGGUACAAUCCACUGUGGAAACCAUGUAUCUUCAAAAUGUCAUUAUCUGAGGAGAAUAUAAAAACUUUGUGACAAUGCAUUUUCCAGCUAAUCCAGUGGUUUUGAAAUGGUUUUAGUUUUUUUAAGAAGUAGAAUUUUUGUUAGUUGUAAAGACAUUUCACUCACAUUAUAAAAUGUAAACCUCAUGAAGGCUGUAGAGGCAUAGUCAGUAGGGUUCAUCGUCUGGGGAACAUGAAUGUCUGAACCAAACAUCGAACUAUUAUAUCCAAUAGUUGUUGAGA
Molecule: messenger RNA, 6112 nt
Organism: Centropristis striata (black sea bass)
Lineage: Eukaryota; Metazoa; Chordata; Actinopteri; Perciformes; Serranidae
Product: myosin heavy chain, skeletal muscle, adult-like
Exons: 38
Coding region: 1-5814 (1937 amino acids)
Cellular component (GO): myosin complex
Molecular function (GO): actin filament binding; ATP binding; cytoskeletal motor activity
Source: RefSeq, a predicted model, not a curated record